AUGGGUACUCACAGAAAUUCUUACCGCUUACCAAACGACGUCUAUCAAACGGCCAAGAUGUCGAAAUUGCUGUUGCUGAUGGAGAAAGGUGAAGCAGGUCAGUUCAAAGGUAAGUCCUUAGAUGAAAUUGAGGUAGAUUUGGAGGAUGUGGUCGAUUGUGAUAAAUCUGAUCAAGAAAAUGAAGGAUUGGAAGAAGUGCUUGAAAUUGUCGAGCCAACGAACCAAAUGGAAAACCCUACCGAGGGUAAAGCAAAUGUUACUACAACUACGUCGACGGCACAAAUUCCGAGUAUAAGUACCGCAGCUGACAACAAAUUUUCUAAGAGAAAAAGGGAACUUGUUCCAUGGACCGAAGAACAAAGAUCUGCAGUUAAAACAUUUUUUUAAAACCAAUAUUAAAAACAAAAUACCCCCGAAGA
Messenger RNA from Photinus pyralis (common eastern firefly), 419 nucleotides. RefSeq lists its product as uncharacterized. The transcript has a single exon. Bases 1 to 387 code for a protein of 128 amino acids. NCBI's taxonomy places the organism in Eukaryota, Metazoa, Arthropoda, Insecta, Coleoptera, Lampyridae. The record is from RefSeq and is a predicted model, not a curated record.